AUGAAGUCGCCUCGCUGUCUGUGCGAGAUUUGUACCUGCGGGCGCCAUCGCUGCCCUCAUAAACCCACGAGGAUUUAUGAUAAUGGACAACAGCCAUGCCUCACAACAGAGUAUGUGGAAAAAUAUCCCAAGUAUAGCAACAUCUCUCCUCCCCGGAGCCUUAAGCCGAAACAAGAGUACCAAGCGCAUCAUGGAAAAAUGGAAGGAAUUACAACAUUUAAAUCUGAUUAUUUACCCUAUGAUAUUGUGAAGCGACCUAUUCGAGUACAAGAAGAACAUAAACCAAAGACGGGAGAGAGAGAACUGGGAACCACAUACCAGAAAGAUUAUAAUGCUUAUAAAAUACAACCAGUGACAUUAGUAAAACCUCUAGAGAGAAAACACACUACAGGAGGAAAAUUGGAUACUAUACCAACCUAUCAAGAUGACUAUAGGUCAUGGGAAGUUCAAAGAAGGGAACCUAGUAAGGUGGAGCAUAUAUACCACCCGCCUACAAAGAAGUUUGGAAAUUCUACUACGUUUCAAGAUGACUUUGUUCCCAGGGAACUACAUCCCAGACAAAGUUUUAAACCUCCUUGUGUAGGCAAGCUUUCUGACGUGCCUUUUGAUAGUACUACUAGCCAUCGCACUUUUUAUAUUGCUCAUCAACUGGAACCAAAAUUCCUAAGAUCAAAAGAAGAGUAUAAGCCAAGCAACCAACCCUUUGAAGAUCUCACAACCCACCGGAAUGAUUUUAAAGGGCUACCUGGGCAACUUGCAAAAAGCUGCAAGCCUGAAAAUACAAAAGUCGGAUCCAAUGCUCAUUUUAAUGGAGUCACUGAAUUCCAGGAUCGUUUUCAGCCAUGGUUGGUCUCCUUGCCUGAAGUCCGCAAAACGAAAGAGUACGUUCCACCUCCAGGCAACAUGGAUUUUAACUCCUCAAGCCACCUUGAUUAUGUUAAGCAUGAGAUUUCUCCUGCUGUCCCCAUAAGACCAGUUUCUAAUGGAAGAAGAACCAAUGCCCCUUUUCAAGGGAAUACUACUACAAAGGAAGACUUUAAAGCUUGGGCCAGCUGUCGGCAAGAGAUUACUAAGAAACACCAGGAAAUUCCGAAACCCACAGGAAAAUUUUAUGAUUUAACUACAUUCAAAUCUCAUUACAUACCACAUCAGAUCAUUCCAGCUCCAAGUUUCAAACCUGUACAUGCUACAGUUCCUAAUUCAGCUCCUUUUCAAGAUGAAACUGUGUAUCGCACAGAAUAUACUCCAAAGAAACAAGAGAUCUGCCCAGCAAAUUACCCAUCCCCUCCAGGCUAUAUCUAUGUGAAUACAGAUUCUCAGGGUCACAAAUUCUUCCGCCAGCUUACUCCAAAAUUUUCUGAGUCAAAUAGUAAUCCUAUUCCAAAGGAAGUAGCUGUUGUGUCAUAA
Molecule: messenger RNA, 1407 nt
Organism: Phaethon lepturus (White-tailed tropicbird)
Lineage: Eukaryota; Metazoa; Chordata; Aves; Phaethontiformes; Phaethontidae
Gene: SAXO2
Product: family with sequence similarity 154, member B
Exons: 4
Coding region: 1-1407 (468 amino acids)
Biological process (GO): microtubule anchoring
Cellular component (GO): cytoskeleton; sperm flagellum; centriole
Molecular function (GO): microtubule binding
Source: RefSeq, a predicted model, not a curated record